CAGUCUCAACAAACACUAUGGGUUAUCAUGGUCUGUGUAUUUCACAAUACUCCUCAUCAUUGUUUUUCAAUUAUUGAUCAAAAUUUAUUUACCAUACCAUGUGUAUAAACCAACCAAACAAAACAGUAAUAAUAAUAAAAUAUUUAUUUAAAAAAUUAUCAAACAAGUAGUUAAUAAUCUAAACAAAAUAAAGUAAAAAAUAUAGAAAAAAAUUUCUAAAUUUAAAACAAAGUGAUUAGUGUUUUGAAAAAAAAAAAAAAAAAAAAAUGAAUAAAAUUGAUGUAAUGAAAAGUAAAGAACAGACAUUAUUUUGAUCAUUAUUAUAAGUAAAAUAAUACAUAAAAAAAAAUCAAUUUUAAUUUAUUAAAAUAACUGCAAUGCGUUGUUUGAAUAACCUGGACUAGAUAUGGAAUAUUGAAAUGACAAUAAACAUUCAUUUAAAUAACACAAAUAUGUUUUGUUUAACAUAAAAUUGUGGGUGUGUGUAUUAGUGGUUUGUUUUUUUUUAUAAUGACGGAAGUUGAUAAAUUUUUAACAAUUACAAUUGUACUAUAUAGAUAAAAUCUUUUGAUGCAAAUAUAACAUGCAUGAGGUAUCAAUGCAUAUUGAGAUGUGGUAAAAGGGGUUUUGAAUCUCUUUGAUUCAAAGCCGACACGCUGGAGUGACAACAAAAUUGUUUGUUAGAGCGUUAAUAAUCGACCAAUCAUCUCAUUUAUAAAUACACGGUGUUGAUGAAGUAUACAUACUGGUUUUUUUGAUGAUCAAAAAAAAAUAUAUAACGCUAGUGUUAAAAAAUCUUUUUUUUUUUUUCAAAGCAAUAUGUGUAUUUAUUUUGAAUCUUUUAAUAUAAAAAGCUUUGACAAUAUUAUAUAGAUUUGUGAUAAAAUUUUUAAUAUAAAAAUUAAAUAUUAAUAAGUGUAGCAAUGCGAGUUGUAGGAUCAACAGACGAGGCUGAAAGCCAAACGGAAGAAGAUCAUCAUCAAGAUUGAUCUGAAGACCAUGAUUUCAAAAAUUCGUUUUCCUUUGAAAAGACGAAGGGACAUCAUGCUUCGUGUAUUAGGAAUACGAGUUCUCACAAGAAUUCUUCUUGUUCUCAUCUGUUCUUUGUCAUUGCUAUCUCUUCUAUUUCUUAAUCGUUGUGGUCUCAAUAAUUUUGAGAGUGAUUUAAUUGGGACAACUGAACCAAUAACAAUCAGUGGUCUUCAAGAGGUGAGUUUGAGUGAAGAAGAAACAAGACUUCAAGUAGAAAGACUUACAGCUGAGAUACGAAGUCUAAAACUACAAAUACUACAAUUGACAGGUGGACCACCAGGUCACAGUGAAACAUUAUCAGCAAUAAAUUCAACUGAAAUUGGUGACUGUUUAACAGCAAAACGUCAAGUUGAAUAUGCUGAAAUAACUCAAGGUCUUCCAUUAAAUAACGAAUACGAGCUGAUACCAUUCAGUCAUUUUACAUUUUCAAGAUUAUAUCCAGUUGAAUUAGGUCUUGGAAAAAGAGUAGUAGAAAAACCAAUUGGAUUUAAAAGAAAAGAUUUAUUAGAAGCUUUAUCAAAAGCCAUUGAUAUACUUAAUAAAAAUAUAUCAUCAAUGUCAUCACGUUAUAUACCAGAAGAUUUUAUUGAAGGUUUACAUAGAAUUGAAUUAACAACUGGUACUCAAUAUGAAAUGUAUUUUAAAACAAAAAAUUUUAAUAAAACUUCACAAUUAUAUGGUAAUAAUGGUUAUACAAAAAUUAUCAUGAUGAGACCAUAUGCACCAAUACAAUUAGUAACAUUAAAAAAAAAACAAUUAAAAGAAAAACAACUUAUUCAUAUUAUUUUACCAUUAUCUGGUAGAACAAAUACAUUUCAAAGUUUUAUGGAUAAAUUUAUAAAAAUUGGAUUAAAAAAUGAUAAAAGAGUACAUUUAACAGUUGUUUAUUUUGGUAUUGAUGGUUUAUCUGAGGCAAAAACAAUUAUGUCAAAGGUAAUAUUAAAUCGUGCAAAUGGUGGUAAUAAUAAAAAUUUACGUCUUUUAGCUCUUAAUGAAACAUUUUCAAGAGGUAAAGGUUUAAGAGUUGGAGCUGAAAGAGCAUGGAUAAAUGAUGAUGAUAAUGUGCUACUUUUUAUGUGUGAUGUAGAUGUUGUUUUUAGUGCAAGAUUUCUUGAUAGGUGUCGAUGGAAUACUGCACCUGGACGAAAAGUUUAUUAUCCUAUUGUAUUUAGCUUAUAUAAUCCUCAUGUUGUUUACACACUUCAAGGUCGUGAUAUACCACCAGAGACUGAUCAACUUGUGAUAUCAAGAGAUACAGGAUUUUGGAGAGAUUUUGGUUAUGGAAUGACUUGUCAAUAUAGAAAUGAUUUUCUUCGAGUUCGUGGAUUUGAUGAAGAUGUUGUAGGAUGGGGUGGUGAAGAUGUUACGCUAUAUAGAAAAUAUGUUCGUAGUAAAAUUAAAGUUAUAAGAGCUACUGAUCCUGGUAUUUUUCAUACAUGGCAUCCAAAGAUUUGCACUGGUGGACCAGGUCAAAUAUUAACACCAGAUCAAUAUCGUGCUUGCAUUAGAUCCCGUGCUCUUAAUGAAGCAUCUCAUGCUCAAUUAGGUUUUCUAGCAUUUCAUGAUGACAUUGAAAAUCAAGGAAUAAAUAUUAAAACAUCAAUAGUUAAAAAAAAAAAAAAAAACAAAUCAUCUUCAUCAACAUUAAAAAAAGACAAACUUCGAAUAACACGAUCACGAUCAAAAAUUCAAGUUAAAAAAAAAACAAUUGAAGAUGUUUGAAAUUUUUAUGUGAUUAUAUUAUUUAUCAAAAGUAUCAUCAAUUUAGACUUGUAUAUAAUACAAAACAAAAUUAUGAAAGUAUAACAUGUGCUUGUUAUUAUCACCAACGUUGUUCAAUAUAAAAAAAAUACCCAAGCCGUGAUAUCAAUGCACAAAAUUAUUUAUAUCAUGCGUAUUUAAUUGAUUAUAAUUUAUCGAAAUUGUACACUUGUCAUUUUUUUAAAAAAUAAUCAUGCCAUUUUUUGUUUUAAACUUUUAAAUGCCAAAAAAAAAAAAAUAUUUUAUUUGUUACAAUUUAAUAUUUAUUAUGGUAAUCUUAUGUGAUUUAUCAUUCAACUUGUUUAUACCAUUGGAAUAUUUUAACAUGAACACACAUAUACAUAAGAAGUAGAUACAGACAAUGUACCAAAAGUAUUAUUUUAUAAGUUUGCAAACUUUUAAAAUUGCUAGUAUUUAUAAUUUUUUAAAAGUUGGACAAGGUAAGAUCUAAAAGUAAUAUAUCAUAAAAAAGAAAAAAAAAAUUAAAUAUAUAAAGCUUUUUUUGCAUAUUAAUAUACUGAGAAAAAAAAAGACUUUUAAUUUGGAAAAAAAAUUUUUACAGUUAUUUAAAAAGUAUGCUUUUUUAAAUUUAAUUAGUGAAAAUUAAAUUAUAAGUCUCAUAUGUGAUUAUAAAAAAGAAAAAUUAAUUUACUAUUAUAAUAAUUUUGUUUGUUAAUAAUUGUUAAAUAUAUAUUUGUUUUUAAUUUUUUAUUUUAAAAAAAUAUAUUUUAAGAAAUAAAAUUUUGAUUUUGUGAUGAAUUUUUAUAUCAAAUAUUAUACAUGAAAAUUAUAAGAGGUAAAAAAAAAAUGAAAAAAAA
Messenger RNA from Aphidius gifuensis, 3611 nucleotides. It is a transcript of the gene Csgalnact, whose product is annotated as chondroitin sulfate N-acetylgalactosaminyltransferase 1. The record is from RefSeq and is a predicted model, not a curated record. Gene Ontology annotation, cellular component: Golgi cisterna membrane. The transcript is spliced from 8 exons. Lineage: Eukaryota; Metazoa; Arthropoda; Insecta; Hymenoptera; Braconidae. Gene Ontology annotation, molecular function: glucuronosyl-N-acetylgalactosaminyl-proteoglycan 4-beta-N-acetylgalactosaminyltransferase activity. Bases 1000 to 2754 code for a protein of 584 amino acids.